This is a messenger RNA of Felis catus (domestic cat), 3001 nucleotides long. It is a transcript of the gene IRX4, whose product is annotated as iroquois homeobox 4. The coding region runs from base 848 to 2440 and encodes 530 amino acids. NCBI's taxonomy places the organism in Eukaryota, Metazoa, Chordata, Mammalia, Carnivora, Felidae. The transcript is spliced from 9 exons. Gene Ontology annotation, molecular function: DNA-binding transcription factor activity, RNA polymerase II-specific; RNA polymerase II cis-regulatory region sequence-specific DNA binding. Gene Ontology annotation, biological process: neuron differentiation; cell development; regulation of transcription by RNA polymerase II. Gene Ontology annotation, cellular component: nucleus. The record is from RefSeq and is a predicted model, not a curated record.
UCCCCGCGGCCCCGGCGCCCGAGCGGCGCGGGCGGGCGCGUCCCCAGCGCAGCUCGCCCGCCUCACUUCGCGUGAGACCCGGAGGACCGGCCGCGAAGGAGUGACCCGCCGACCUCGGCGCCAGCGACAUCCAGAACGCCUUUCAGCGCCACACCCCGCCCGGGGGGUUCGCAAGCAGUGGGCGGGCACCGGCGCCCCGAGGGCUGGCCCUCGGCCGGCUCCGCGCGCUCCAGCCUCCGCCCUCUGCCUGAGGUCAACUUCGUCGGGCUGGAGCGAGCCCCCGGAGGCUCUCGGAGGCCGGCCUCAGCCCGGCGCAGGGCGUCAGCGAGAUGCCGGGUGUGCGCCGGGCGGGAGACAGGCCUGGCCAGCCCUGCAUCCAGGAUCGGGUCGCGGGGCCUGGGUGAGCCGGGGCAAGGUCGCCAGGCUCCUCACAACAGCACCGAGCUUCCCCAGACAGGGUGGCCGCCAGGGUGCGGCAGGCCUGGAGCGGCGGGAAGCGGAGGAAGAGGAGGCCUUGGAAAGUAGUCGACGCUUAAACUGUCUGAAUAAUUUGCAUGGGGCGGCUAUUCAUUAUUUCCGAUGAUUUUCCUUCGCAAGCAGCUCGGACGUGGCCGGCUGUGGUUCAGCGCGAUCGGAGAGCUCGUAUUUUCAUCUGUAAAUUAAAGCAAUUACGCAGCAGAUAUUAUAUGAUGCGUACUGUGGUCUCCAGACAGUCAUCAAUCACCUUCAACCGAGCUGUCAGAGCGGGCAGAUUUCGUUUCUGGGAGGCAGCGCCUAGGAGCCGGCGGCCCCGGAGCAGUGGCCGCGCCACGCGGGCGACCACGCGCAGGACCCCGCCGGCCCCGCCAUGUCCUACCCGCAGUUUGGAUACCCCUAUUCCUCCGCACCCCAGUUCCUGAUGACCACCAACUCCCUGAGCACGUGCUGCGAGUCCGGCGGCCGCACGCUGGCCGACUCGGGGCCCGCCGCCUCGGCCCAGGCGCCCGUCUACUGCCCGGUCUACGAGAGCCGGCUGCUGGCCACCGCGCGCCACGAGCUCAACUCGGCCGCGGCGCUUGGGGUGUACGGGGGCCCGUACGGCGGCUCGCAGGGCUACGGCAACUACGUGACCUACGGCUCCGAGGCGUCCGCCUUCUACUCGCUGCUGCGACCCCAGGCGCGUGGGAUCCUACAGAAUGGCUUCGACUCCAAGGACGCGCCGGGAUCUGCGCAUGCGGGCCUCGCGCCUGCUGCGGCCGCCGCCUACUACCCCUACGAGCCGGCGUUGGGCCAGUACCCCUACGACAGGUACGGGACCAUGGACAGCGGCACGCGGCGGAAGAACGCCACGCGCGAGACCACCAGCACGCUCAAGGCCUGGCUGCAGGAGCACCGCAAGAACCCGUACCCCACCAAGGGCGAGAAGAUCAUGCUGGCCAUCAUCACCAAGAUGACCCUCACGCAGGUGUCCACCUGGUUCGCCAACGCGCGCCGGCGCCUCAAGAAGGAGAACAAGAUGACGUGGCCCCCGAGGAACAAAUGCGCGGAUGAGAAGCGACCCUACGCGGAGGGCGAGGAGGAAGAAGGGGGCGAAGAGGAAGCCAGGGAGGAGCCCCUCAAAAGCACCAAGAAUGAAGAGACGGUGGGCAAAGGGGAGAAGGAUCUAGAACUCACAGACUUGGAGGAUUUCGACCCGCUGGAGGCGGAGCCCCCUGAGUGCGAGCUGAAACCGCCCUUCCAGCCCCUGGACGGCGGUCUGGAGCGCAUCCCCGCCGCGCCUGACGGUCCAAGCGCCCCGGGAAAGGAGGCUUCCGGCACCCUCCGGAUGCCCCUGGCCGCUGGUGGCGCGGCCGCCCUGGACCAGGACCUGGAGAGGGCCAGAAGCUGCCUCCGGAGCGCGGCGGCUGCGCCCGAGCAGCAGCCUGGCGCUGGGGGCGGCUCGCAGGCCUGCGAGGCCAAGCUGGGCUUCGCGCCGGCUGGGGCGACGGCGGGCCUCGAGGCCAAGCCGCGCAUCUGGUCGCUGGCUCACACGGCCACCGCGGCCGCCACAGCCCUGAGCCAGACUGAGUUCCCCUCGUGCAUGCUGAAGCGCCAAGGCUCCGCUGCCCCUGCGGCUGCUUCCUUGGCUCCUGCGUCGUCCUCGCCUGCGGCCCCGGCCCCCACUGGUGCCCUGGACAGGCACCAGGACUCCCCGGUAACCAGUCUCAGAAACUGGGUGGAUGGGGUCUUUCACGACCCUAUCCUCAGGCACAGCACUUUGAACCAGGCCUGGGCCACCGCCAAGGGCGCCCUCCUGGACCCAGGACCGCUGGGACGCUCCCUGGGGGCAGGUGCCAACGUGCUGACGACGCCCCUGGCGCGCGCUUUCCCGCCCGCCGCGCCCCACGACGCCCCGACCGCAGGCUCAGCCAAGGAGCUGCUGGCGGCGCCCAAGGCGGGGGGCAAGCCCUUUUGCGCCUAACGGGCCCCGCCCCGCGCGGAGGAGGAGCAAACGGGGAGCCGGCCUGCUGCGCGUCGCAGACUCUGUUUCCACGGAGUUUCCAAAGCAGGACGGGAGCGCGUCCAAGUGCAGGCAGCCCACCCGCCGUGGGGGGACCGGCCGAACUCGGCCCUCCCGGCCACAGACCCCGCCUGGACAAGCAUUGGUCCGGGCCAUUUCCGACCUCCGCCCCGGGCCCCAGCCGGGUAGGGACGCUCCCAGAGCAGAAGGGAGCCGCCCCGGAGCCUAAAGUUUACGUCCCAAAGUUUACACGGACCAGACAUUUCAGCUCUGAGGCUUAGUUUUGCUGCCUCCUCCCGGGUUUGAGGCAUCCUUGCUCCUUCCGAAGACCCCUCAGCCUGCUGACCCGCGUUGUCCUCAGCACAUCUUCCAGCAACCGCACUCCCACCUGUUUACACUGUUGCACACUCGUAACUCGAUAAAAUUACGGUUUUUUACGUGUAUGUUCACACCAAUAAUUGCCUGCUUCAGAGGCUGAUAUAACAAACCAAUAAAGCGAGUGAUGGUGUUUGCAUUGCAAAA